Molecule: messenger RNA, 792 nt
Organism: Aedes aegypti (yellow fever mosquito)
Lineage: Eukaryota; Metazoa; Arthropoda; Insecta; Diptera; Culicidae
Gene: Osi11
Exons: 1
Coding region: 1-792 (263 amino acids)
Source: RefSeq, a predicted model, not a curated record
AUGGCAUCUCUCAAGUUAGUGUGUAGUGUACUUUGUGUGUUGGUCGCCGUCCAGACAGCUUCCGCCGACGAUGGAACCGUACGUGCCCUGCGAAAAGUGUACUCCCUCUGCGAAGACAGUGAUGAACUACUCAAGUGCAUCAAGGUCCAGGCCCUGAAACUGACGGACCGUGCUAUUAAACUGCCAAGCAUCAAGCUGGUUGAUGGAAUGUCGAUCGUGAAGAAGGCCGAAGGUGAAAACCAACAGCGGUCCCUGAACGAACCCUCGUUAAACGAACUCGAACUGAACAAGCUGUCCUCGGCCAAGAUCGAUGAACUGCUGUACCAACGUGCUGCCCGUUUCAUGGAUUCCCACCAGCUGUCGCUCAACGUGCCACGUAUGCUCGUCUCCGGCCAGCAGGAAACUGGACGUUUGGUCGAGGAAGGUCGCAAGAAGAUGAAAAAGUACCUCGGACCAUUCCUCGCUGCAAUGGCUAUCAAGGGAGGUAUCCUGACCAUGGUGUACCACUCCAUUGCUAUCGUCGCUGGUAAGGCUCUGAUAAUCGGUAAGAUCGCCCUGGUCAUCUCCGCUAUCAUCGGUCUGAAGAAGCUGGUCACCCCAGAAGGACACGAAAAGACCACCUACGAAAUCGUGAAGCACCCACAUGUCCAGCAGAGCCAUACCUACUCGUCGAACCAUGGUGAAUUCGAUACCCACGAAUCCGGACAGUUCCACCGUAGCUUCGGAAACUCCAUCAGCGACGAUAUGCAGAUGCAGGACCGUGCCUACCGGGCUCAUGUUCCCAAGAACUAA